Cyclopterus lumpus (lumpfish) is the source of this 4420-nucleotide messenger RNA. It is a transcript of the gene mms22l, whose product is annotated as MMS22-like, DNA repair protein. The record is from RefSeq and is a predicted model, not a curated record. Gene Ontology annotation, biological process: replication fork processing; double-strand break repair via homologous recombination. NCBI's taxonomy places the organism in Eukaryota, Metazoa, Chordata, Actinopteri, Perciformes, Cyclopteridae. Bases 138 to 3815 code for a protein of 1225 amino acids. The transcript has 26 exons. Gene Ontology annotation, cellular component: nuclear replication fork.
AUGGCGGCGCGGGAGAGACUGAAAAACCCAAACAACGAAGUCACGAUAGCGACGAUAAUCGUCGUACUUUGCUUUACGUUUACGGAAUAAUACAUAAGUAACGGACACAUAAGGCGAUACUGAUUCUGACUGGCAGCAUGGAGGACGACUUCAGCCAAUCCCUCACCCCGCCUGUGUCUCCAUUCGCAGCAGACAGCCUCUGUGAGAUGACUCCAGCCCGGCCGGCAUGCUUCUGCUGCUCUGUGACAAAGGAGGAACCCACUGGAGCACUUUCCACAGAGGGGUACGCCGCAAGAGGCUCCCUGAAACGGCUGCUGUUGCAUCUUGACCCGGCUCCUGCCGAGUAUGAGACGGACACAGUUGAGGUCUUUGGUUUCCCCUGGGUAACAGAGACGGCAUUGGUGGAAUCUACAAAGCCUCUCUUUGGUCUGUUCAGACAAAAGCUUUACAGGCUGGAGUCCUUGGUGCAGUCCAGCUCGCAUGACUUUGGUCAAGCAGGCAACCUCCACUAUGAAGCGGAGGACCUCAGACAACAGUGUGUUUCCUUUCUACAGUAUGUCAAAGUCUUCCUGCACAGAUACCUGGAACCCUCCAGCUCCCUGGAAGCAGGUCCUUCGCACCCGUAUGAAGAGCUAGAAGCUCAGUUCCCCUCUGCUCUUCUGGAGGAGCUGUUUGGCAUCACCCUCCUCAUAGGACGACUCAAAGACCUGCCGGCCAAUGUUCAGAGUGCCUUCACUAUACCUAACCCAGGAAAGAUUUUUCCUCCCUCUUGGCAUUUGUUACACCUCCAUCUUGACAUCCACUGGUCAGUCUUGGAGAUCCUUCACCUACUUGGUCACAAGAUGCACGGCCAGGUGGUGUACGCCCACCAGUUUGUGAACCUGACGGGAGAGAACCUGACCGACACCAGCCUGUUUGAAGAGCACCUGUGCAGUCUGCUGUGUGACCUAACUGGUCUGGCCAUGGGCAAAUACAGCAAGGUGAGGCCUACAGAGGCCCUCAGCACCCAUCACCACCUCUGCUCCUGCACCAAAGAGCUGUGGGUCCUGCUCAUGCACCUUUUGGAAUACAGGAAUAAAGUGUUGCACACGCAGUCUUUCUGGAGCUACAUGAACUCGUUGUUGAGGCCCCUGGUUUCAGGGAAGCCAGCAGCAGAGCAGUUCAGUGGCCUCCCGACGCACUGUAAGGACCCUCUGUCGUUCACAUGGUGGCUGGUCACCCACGUCUCGAUGUUAGGCCAGUACAGUCGGAACGGCACUCUCCGGUACGAGAAACAUCUGGGGGAUAAUUGGACUUUAGUGGAGGAGUUGCUCAAGUUUACUUGUAACCCCAAGGGAGGUCUAGCAGAGGAGCAGGUCAGGAUGCACGUCCACUGCUGUCUGAGUCUCUGUCUGCUGUGGGAGCCGAGCACCAGCGCUGUCUCCACCCUCUGGGACUACUACUGCAAGAAUCUGAGUGCUUCAUUCAGCGUACCCUGGCUCGGCAUGUCUGGCAUGGGCACGUUGUGCAAGACGCCCCUGGCUCUGUUGGAUCAGGCCCGCAGCUGCUGCUCCCCCUCUCCCCUCCACUCCUCGGGACACACCCAGCUCUACCGCUCGGCCAACUCCUUCCACAUCUUCCUUCGAGUGCUGGCCCUGUGCCUUGCCCAGGACAGGGCUGGUGGAGUCCCACAGAGACAGAUCAAAGGAAGGAUUUAUUCCAAGUUCUCCUCAAAAAAGAUGCAGGAGCUACCAGAGGCAGGCCUCAUGAACUUCCUGCUGCUGUUUCUGGUGGUGGCCAAGCAGGUGGAGCUGGAGGAUGUGGCCGGCAGAGCCUGUGAGCUGCUGGGUUUCCUUCCCUCUAGCUGCCCCACCGGGCACCGCAGCCUGGUCUGGAGGGGACAGCUGUCGCUGCUGCUGUUGUUCCAGGAGAGGGGGCUGGAUGUUGGUGCACAGGCUACCUGGCUGGCCUCCUCCUUUAAUGAGACGGCCAAAGAGUUCUACAAUAAGACCACGGAGGUCUCUCGCAGGCUGGCCCUCUGGGGGCCCCUGGGAUCAUACCUGGAGGGUGUGGCCGAGGUGUUUGAGACGAGCGCCGACCUCAACCUAUCCGAGGAGAAGCUGCUCAACGAGGGGUUUGAUUGGUUGCUGCGUGCCUGCCGCCUCUCUGAGCUGAAUUCGGCCCUGGGCUUUCUGCAGAUCGUCCUCGCCCAACUCAGACGGGUCCAUCAGCGCAGUGUCCAGUCGGCGCCCCCCUUGGCCUGGGCUCCCGGUAACGGCAGUGUGGUGAAAGAGCGCCACCUAGCGGUAGCAGCCGCGCUCUGGGCACACUUCUUCCCCUUCCUGCGCAGCCUCCGCCUCUCCCAGACCCCUCCGGCACAGCUGGCAGAUGCUGCUGCAGGCUUCACCCUGUUGGCCUUGGAUCUGCCCAGCUCCGCCCCCCAGGACCUUCAGCCCCACCCAGUCCAGUCCAUCAUGCAAUGCUUUGGCUGGGACGACAUGGUUCAACCGGUUUUGAUAACUCGCUACCUCCCCCAUCUGCUCCAGAACAGCGAGCUCUUGUCCUCGCUAAGCGGCGAUUCGGCACAAAGGCUGUCAGUGAGGGCCUGGUUCCGCUGUGUUCUACAGCAGCACCUUCAAAAGAACCCAGAUGGCUCCGACAGCAGAACAGGCCGGGAUGUGGAGGGGCAGUUGUGUGAACUGACCCGGCUCGUGCUGAGACUACCCGAGGUGGACAGUCUUCUGCAGAGAGCGGGCCUCCAGCCCACAGCCUCAGGGCUACAGCCCACUGCAGCCCUGGAGGUUUUUGUCAAGGCUGUCGGCGGUGUGUACAGUGGACUGCAGGUUUUGUCCGAGCGCUCCUCCAUGGUGACCAGAGCCCUGGACUACAUCGGCGACAUCCUGAAACACAUUAAACCGUCUCUUGUCAGCAAGAACCAAGAGGGACUGCAGCUGGUCUACUGGGCUGUCGGUUGCAUAGUGAAGCACUGGAGCCCCCUGCUGGCCACAGCUAAAGCCCAGCAGCUUCUGUUCCGUAUUGUGGACGGACUACUGCUCCCACUGAACCUCACACAGCAGGACAAAGCACUCCGGGACAGCCUGCCUCUGUAUUUACAGGGUCUCUCGGUGGCUUCCAGCGUGUCCCAGUCGCAGGGCGCCCACCUGAAGCAGCAGCUCCGCUCUGUUACCCGCAGAUACCUGGACCAUUUCCUUCCCGUCUCCCCUUCCAUGGGCGUCAUUACCAACCACCCAGUGCUUCUGAGUGCCUGUGAGGCCGCCCCAACCACCCGAGGAGCAGCGCUGAGGAGGACCAUCCUGGAGGUGCUCUGCGAGAGCUUCCUGCAGUUUAAAGGUCACGCCCCUCCGCCUCGGCUCGCUGCAGUCCUGAUGUUCCUACUCGAGCUUCUGAGACGGAACAGUGACUCGGACCCCGCCCUCCUCACUCUGCCCCUCCCCCCUCUGCUGCGCUGCGUGAUGUUGGUCAACGAGCCGCAGGUGAGGAAGACGAGCACAGAUGCCUUGCAGCUUGUGGUGGAGCGAUGUGCUGCUGCCUCUACAGCCGCGCCGUGCAACCAGAUGAUCGCCGUGUUGCGGUCGUUUGUGGAGGAGAAUGAGGGAGUCUACGACAGGCAGGUGUACAGCGUCCUGGAGACGGUGUCUGUCUUGGACCCCGCUGUGGUUCAAGCUCUCCUUCCCCACCUGUCUCUGAGUCUGAGAAACACCGAGCGCAAGAGAGGACUGGGCAGGAACGUCGCUUUGAGGAGUGCGUACAGGAAGUUGCUGUGCCUCCUCGGAGAGAGUGGGCAGGCAGAAAUAACCAGUCUGGAAACGGACUGAGAAGUUUUUUUUUUUGUUUUUUUUUCUUCGCCAGCUCCAAGAACUCGACUUUCUUCGUUUUUGGGACAAGUUUCUUAAUUUGGUCAUCAGGGAAAAUGACCGUGCUGCUAAUUGGGGUGUCCCACAAAACCUGAUAUGAUGGAAAACACAGGAUGUGUGUAUAUAUGGAACUGUGAAUAUUUAAAGAUGUCUUAACAGCUGUACUUAAAAGGUACAGUUCACCCACAAAUUAAAUCUACAUAUUUUUUUCUCUUUACAUUUAGUCCUAUUUGUCGAGCUAGUUUUUGUCAUGGUGUGAGUUUGCUAGUUUUGGAGAUCUCUGCUAUCUCUUAAAUAUCAGAGCAUUUGAAAAAAUCCACAGCAAUGUAAUCUGGUUACUUCAGAUAAUCCACAGACCUUGUUGUGGGCGGACAACAUGUCUUUUUGAUUUUGAGGUGAACUGUCCCUUUUUUUUUUUUUUUAAAGAAGAUGUUCCAAUCAUUGACUAUAAGCAUGAUAUCCCCAGGUUGUAUAUAAUGUACAUAUUGUAAACAACAAUAAAAUAGGUGCCGCUUUGCAUUUUGGCAGAUGCGUUAUUAAUGAAAUAAAAUGUGACAAUAAAUAGG